This is a messenger RNA of Caretta caretta (loggerhead turtle), 4630 nucleotides long. It is a transcript of the gene TTLL3, whose product is annotated as tubulin tyrosine ligase like 3. The record is from RefSeq and is a predicted model, not a curated record. Gene Ontology annotation, molecular function: protein-glycine ligase activity, initiating. Gene Ontology annotation, biological process: protein polyglycylation; cilium assembly; cilium movement. Gene Ontology annotation, cellular component: microtubule cytoskeleton; axoneme. Lineage: Eukaryota; Metazoa; Chordata; Testudines; Cheloniidae.
UACCCCGUGAUCCGGAGCCUGCUGCGUGGCCGGGGCUGGGUGGAGAAGAAGGCCCCCAAGGUGGCAUGCCGACGGGAACGAGCACCCGACGGCGAGGAGGAUGGGGAGGGGGACGACAGCGACGGUGCCGAGGAGGGUGAGAGCUGGGCAUGUGGAGGGGCCCGACAAAGGGCCCCCCCCAGAGCAGAUCUUUCCUCUCCCAGUGCCAGGGCUCUCCAGCUGCUCUGGCCAUGGGCUCUCCAGCGCAGGUCCCUGCUCAGGCCUAGGACUCGCUGGGGGCAGCAAGCUCAGGGGACCAUAGCACAGGAGGAGGGUCAGCCUGGGCCCUGGCCCUAAGGAGACUACUGGGGAACCAUGAAGCCUUGUUGUGGGGUGGCUCCAGAUUCUGAGAUACGCUUGGCCCGGUCCCGGGAGUGCCCCAGGCCUGGCAGGUCCCCAAGGAGUGUCCCAGCCCUGCCAGGUUCCCCCAUCCCUGUCUCCGGGAGUGCACCAGCCCUGCCAGGUUCCCCCAGCCCUGUCAGGUUCCCCCAUCCCUGUCCCCGGGAGUGUGCCAGCCCUGCCAGGUUCCCCCAGCCCUGCCAGGUUGCCCCAGCCCUGUCCCCGGGAGUGCACCAGCCCUGCCAGGUUCCCCCAGCCCUGUCCCUGGGAGUGCUCCCCCAGCCCUGCCAGGUCCCCGGGAGCGUGUGGGUCCCAAGAUCAGAGUACUCAGCAGCCUGGGCCAUCAAGCGCUGAGCCCGGGGCAGCGGUGCACUGGCCUCCCUUUGGCUCUUACUCUUCUUCCCCAGACGAGGAGGACGAGGAAGAGGAGGAACAGGAUGAUGACCCUGAUGGCACCUACGACCUCAUGGUUAGUUUGGGGGUGGAGGAGCCCAGGUCACCCCAUCUCCCUGCACCCUCUGGCACAGGGGGAAGGCCAGCCUCACAGGACCCUCCACAGAGAAUCGCCUGCUGAGAGUCGUGCGUACAGGCCGGGGCAGAGCACGGGGUGGGUCGCGGCUGGUUCGCAACCAGAUGCCCUAUUUCAUCUGGACAAACCGGCGAGACGCCAUCGACUGCCGCUUCCUGCGCAAGGAGCAGGUGAUGAACCACUACGCCAAGGCGGGCUCCUUCACCACCAAGGUGGGGCUGUGUCUGAACCUGCGGAACCUGCCUUGGUUCGACCAGGCCGAUGCCGACACCUUCUUCCCCCGCUGCUACCGGCUGGGUGCCAAGGAUGAGAAGCACGCCUUCAUCGAGGAUUUCUGGCUCACCGCCGCCCGGAGCAUCCUCAAAGUGGUGGUGAAAAGGUACUGGAGCUCACCUGCCUGGGGGGCUGGGGCGGCGGCGGCUUCCAGCGCACAGGGACCCGUGAAGGCCGGCGAGUCCACAGAGUCCCCAGGAGGGACUGGCGGGAAGAAGGGCAGCCCCCUGCCACCACAGCUCAUCGAAACGGCCCUGCAGGCCUGCGAGGAGCACCUGAGCAGCCUGAGGCACCAGGAUAUCGACAGGGAGCCCGAGUCCCCUCUGUGCAUGACAGGGGCAUGCUGGGGGGACUUCCUGCGCGCCUACUACCAGGUGGUUCACGAAGGGGCACUCCUGGAUCAGCUGGUCUCCUAUGUCGAAGAGUGCGAGCACUUCCUGCAGCGCCUGGCCGAGGUGCUCCCACAGCUAGAGAUGGAGGGGGACCGCAAUAUCUGGAUUGUGAAGCCGGGAGCCAAGUCACGGGGCAGAGGAAUCAUCUGCAUGGACCGCCUGGAGGAGAUGCUGAAGCUGGUGGAUUGCGACCCCAUGAUCGUGAAGGAUGGCAAGUGGGUGGUGCAGAAAUACAUCGAGAGACCCCUGCUCAUCCACGGCACCAAGUUCGACCUGCGGCAGUGGUUCCUGGUGACGGACUGGAACCCGCUCACCAUCUGGUUCUACCGAGACAGCUACCUCCGCUUCUGCACACAGCCCUUCUCCCUGCACAACCUGGACACCUCCAUCCACCUGUGCAAUAACUCCAUCCAGAGGCACUACGAGAACUCGCUGAGCCGCCACCCCCAGCUUCCUCCUGACAACAUGUGGUCAUCACAGCAGUUCCAGGCCCAUCUGCAGCAGGUGGGGGCGGCGGGUGCCUGGCAGGAGGUGAUCGUCCCGGGCAUGAAGGCAGCCAUCAUCCAUGCCAUGCAGACCUCCCAGGAUGUGGUGGAGUUCCGCAAGAGCAGCUUCGAGCUGUACGGGGCAGACUUCAUGUUCGGGGAGAAUUGCCAGCCCUGGCUGAUCGAGAUCAAUGCCAGCCCCACCAUGGCGGCCUCCACGGCCGUGACCAGCCAGCUGUGUGCCAGCGUGCAGGAGGACACGCUCCGCGUGGUCAUUGACCGUAAGCACGACCGCAGCUGCCCCACGGGGGCCUUCGAGCUCAUCUACAAGCAGGCGGCUGUCGAUGUGCCCCAGUACAUAGGAAUAAGCCUUUUGGUGGAAGGAUCCACUGUCAAAAAGCCACGGCCUCCAAACCACAGACUCUCCCCCAGUGCCAGCCCCAGGCCGGGCCCCAGCGUGCCCAGCUGCCCGCAGCACUCCCAAGCACACCCCCAGAGCUCCCCUCGUGGGCCUAGGGCUCCACAGCUCGCCAGGGCCGCCAGGCCCCCGGCACCGGUCAGCGGCAAGGAGAACAGAGCCAGGGAGAAGGGGGCAGCCAUCGGGGCCUGUGCUGCAGCUGGCCCCCGGCGGAAGCUGCUCAGCAAGCUGCGAGCACAGCCAGGCAAGACGAGGCUGCUGGAGAUGCACAGCGUGGCCACUUCCCCACUGGGGGACAAGCUGGUGCCGCUGCCCCAGCCCAGGCUCUGUCUCAAGUGCAGCUCCCAGGUGGCGGUCCCUAGCCCCAGGGCACCCCCACGGCUCCACCUCCAGUGCAGCAAGGACAAGGGGCAGCUGCAGAGACCGGCCCGGCAGCCAGGUAGGGAGCUGCAGCUGCACGUGCGGGACUUGCGCACCUUCCAGCUGGCCUGUGGGCACGCUGCCACCCCCACUCACUCCCUUGCUUGCUCUCCAGGGAAGCCCCGUGUGCCGGAGCACCAGUGGGGACAUGCCCAGGCUGCACUGCGGGAGAGGCCCCCAGCCCCUCCUGCCGGGCCUGGCCAGCAGUGUGCCAGGGGCUGGCUGCGCUGGGCCCCGCACCCAGCCUCUGCCCCUGAGCUCGGGGCCUUGCACACGGACGUGGGCAGAAGGAAGCAGAAGAGAGACAGGAUGUGCAGGCCCCGCAGAGACAGGCAGGCUCCCAGGCCUCUGCUGCCCUGCUGGAAACCCAUAGGCUGGUUUGCACCUGCUCAGCAGCUGGCCCCACCCUGGCAGCAAGGCAGCCACCUCCAGCAGCGAGCCCCUGAGUGCUUGGGGCACGGCCCUCGGCCCUGCUUGCCUGCCCGUGCCUGCAGCCACCCUCCUGAUGGACUGGCCUCAGCUGGGGCCCCACAGCAGCAAGGGAUGCAGUGGGUUGCCCCAUUCUGCUGGACUCCGCCAGUGAAGCCAACCUGUAGGGGGCUGGGCACACAUCUGAGGACACCUGGCACUGCGGGCAAAGGCAGAGGAGCCCGCAAGGGACCAGGGACCCCACCCAGAAAGCGGAGAGGGGGAAAGGCAUCAGCUGGGGCAGGCGGCAGAGCAGGGCAGAGAAUGGUCACAGCAGCUGGUGCUUUGGCUGCAGCGCCCAGGGCCGAGACUGAGAAGCAGGAUGAGGGUAGGAUCAGCUCCUGGUCAUGCCCUGAGACCACAGGCCACAAGUGGCCAGAGGGUCUGGAACUAGGAGUGCAGGGGUUUGACGUGGUUUCCAUCAUAUCCAGGGUUUGCAGUUUGGCUCCAUGGCUCAGUCCCCCCGUACACAUUGCUCCAGUGCCCCUGCAAGCAGCCAGCCUUGGCACUGUUGGGGGGGGGGGGCGGCGGACGACAGUGCAGACAGGCCAGGACCUGCCCCCUGAUCCCUUCACCACAAGCUGCCCCCUACGGAAGGCAGGGCCUGCCCCCCAUCCCAAUGGGCAAACCCUUGUUUUCACUGCAUUGGGACCAGCUGUGGGCUGGGCUCUCCGCCCCAGUGCUGGAUUGGAUGGUUUCACAGCACCGCAGCAGGGUGGGGGACACAGAGCAGGGGACCGUCUCACACAACCUGAGCACACCCAAGGCUGCUCUGGGGGGCCAUCCUGCCAGACCCUGUGCAUUCAGCUUCCCUUUGUCUCAGUGGGGUGCAGCACCCUGACUUCACUGGCACAGACUCUGCCUGUUACCCCACGGCCCAGCUACCCGAGGCCCCCAGACCAGGGCUGAGCCCCCAGACUGCCCAGUGGGCACUCUGGGAUGCAGCUGACCUCUUCUGGGGCACUCCUCGUGAAAGCAGCCAGACAAGGGUUCUAAACCGGUCACUCUUAGUUACAGCCAGACAAAAUAAAUUCCUGCACAGAGCCCCCUGCCUCAGUUCCUCACCCUUCUGAAUGGCCAAGAUCUCCCCCUGCAGCUCAUGCCUACUGUGAAUCAUGGGAGUGCCACUCUCCACCGGCUGGGCCUACAGGCAGAAAUGGCCCUAUGCUACCCCCAUGUCCCUUUGGCCCUACUCUGGAAGCAGGGUUCCCAACCCUCCAGCAUGGGCCUGGAAUCUCCAAGAAUUAAAGAUGAAGCUUUAAUUAAA